AUGCACAGAACUUACUCUUUGAGAAGCUCUAGAGCUCCAACUGCGUCUCAACUACAAAACCCUCCACCACCACCAUCUUCCACCAAGGGUAGAUUCUUUGGUAAGGGUGGUAUUGCGUACACUUUCAGAAAGACUACUGCUGGUCAGAUUGGUCCAGAGCUAUCCAGAAAGCUUUCCCAGCUGGUCAAGAUCGAGAAGAACGUCUUGAGAUCCUUGGAAGUCGCUGCCAAUGAGAGACGUGACGCCGCCAAGCAGCUGUCCCUAUGGGGUCUAGAGAACGACGACGACGUCUCAGACAUUACCGACAAGCUGGGUGUGCUGAUCUUCGAGAUCAGUGAGUUGGACGACCAAUUCAUUGACAGAUACGACCAGUACCGUUUGACCAUGAAGUCCAUCAGAGAUAUCGAAGGUUCCGUUCAACCAUCCAGAGACCGUAAGGACAAGAUUACAGACAAGAUCGCCUACUUGAAGUACAAGGACCCUUACUCCAACAAGAUCGAGGUCUUGGAACAAGAAUUGGUCCGUGCCGAAGCCGAGUCCUUGGUCGCCGAAGCCCAAUUGUCUAACAUCACCAGAUCCAAGUUGAAGGCCGCUUUCAACUACCAAUUCGACUCCAUCAUCGAACAUUCCGAAAAGAUUGCUUUGAUCGCCGGAUACGGUAAGGCUUUGUUGGAAUUGCUAGACGACUCCCCAGUUACCCCAGGUGAAACUAGACCUGCCUACGACGGUUACGAAGCCUCUAAACAAAUCAUCAUCGAUGCCGAAAGUGCCUUGAACGAAUGGACUUUGGACUCCGCUCAAGUGAAACCAACCUUGAGUUUCAAGCAAGACUACGAAGAAUACGAAGAAGAUGAAGAAGAAGGUGAACAACAAGAAGGCGAAGCUUGGGCUGAAGAAGAACACCAAGAAGGUGUUGAAGAAUCUCAAGCUGCUUGA
Messenger RNA from Nakaseomyces glabratus, 936 nucleotides. RefSeq names its product lipid-binding protein PIL1 (gene PIL1). Gene Ontology annotation, molecular function: lipid binding. The record is from RefSeq and is a predicted model, not a curated record. Gene Ontology annotation, cellular component: eisosome filament; plasma membrane. NCBI's taxonomy places the organism in Eukaryota, Fungi, Ascomycota, Saccharomycetes, Saccharomycetales, Saccharomycetaceae. Gene Ontology annotation, biological process: eisosome assembly; endocytosis.